AUGGAGCACAAGGAUUAGUGCAGAGGAGCUGGCUCACUUUAUACACGUCAGGUGCGCGUCAUCUCUGCUUUGCUGGCCCUGUAACUCAACUCAGACGGGUGCAAAAUCCAUUUCUUUGAUUGCUAAUAAAUAUGGCGGUGAACACAAGCACAUCAUUGGUGUUGUCUAGUCUGCUGUCAGUCCUGGUCUUUGCAGGAAUGCAGAUGUUCAGUCGGCAGCUGGGCUCAUCAGAAUGGCUAACCAUCCUAGGGGGCUUCCUUGGCUCUGUGCUGUUUGUUUGCUCUCUUACUGCUUUCAAUAACCUGGAGAACCUUGUCUUUGGCAAAGGCUUCCAAGCCAAAAUCUUCCCAGAGAUUAUCUUGUGCCUGUGCCUCUCUCUGUUUGCCUCUGGUUUGGUGCAUCGUGUGUGUGUGACAACAUGCCUGAUCUUUUCUAUCUUUGCGCUGUACUACAUCAACAAAGUAUCAGCAGCUCUUUACCAAAUGGCACCUGCAACAACUCCGGCCAAAAUCACCAGCAAGGGCAAAAAAAAGAACUGAAGCACUUAUGACAUCAUGUUAUUCCCGCAGUCACCCAAUCAAACAACAAACUGCUGCGUACGUAAGCUACAAAAUAUGACGGUUUUGCCAUCAGCAGCAGCAUUUUUUCAUUCCACUCAUAAGUGUCUCACAAAGUGUCUUUUGUCCCACCAGUCCUAGCUGUAUGACUUUGGUUCUGCAUAUGGAAUAUUUUUUGUUGAAGUUUAUAUUAAAAACUGAAAAAGUC
Triplophysa rosa is the source of this 765-nucleotide messenger RNA. It is a transcript of the gene krtcap2, whose product is annotated as keratinocyte associated protein 2. The record is from RefSeq and is a predicted model, not a curated record. Bases 132 to 539 code for a protein of 135 amino acids. The transcript is spliced from 5 exons. Lineage: Eukaryota; Metazoa; Chordata; Actinopteri; Cypriniformes; Nemacheilidae.